GAGGAGGGGGCAGCAGCAGCAGCAGAUGAUCAUCCGGCUGCUCAGAGGGGCUCACAUCCGUAAACGAUGCUGCCUGUCGUUGUGGAUCAGCGAACUGUUAGCGACCACGGACAUGUAACCACCCAUUAAACAGAAAACACAGGUGAACACCAGAUUGAGCCGUCAAUGUAUCGUCUUCAGAGAGCGCAGCAUGAAGAAGUCGGUCCGGCCAGCGGUGAGUAAGGUGAGCGGAGACCGAGGGAAGGCAGAGGCCGCUGCUACCACGGGAAAGUCUGCAGCAAAGACCGGUGCAACGGCACCUCUGUCCAAGGUGAAAAGCAAUGAUGAUCUUUUAGCAGCCAUGGCCGGAGGGAAUCCUGCGUCAAAUAAUGCUGUCUCCAAGACCAAGAGGACCGCCUCCGUUGGAACCAAUGCUAGCAACCUAGACAGCAAGACAAAGACAACAUCAGGUACUUCAUCCAAGCGGACAACAACUUCAGUCUCCAAGGAGCCCAAUUCAUCUCGAGACCGUCUCCGGACCUCCAGGACCACGGCCAAUAAAAAGCAGUUGGUGUCGGGGAGUGUAGCUGGAGAUGUGGCCUCAGGAAAACGAUCCCGCAAUCAAAUCCCAGCAGAGUCCGAAGGCCGCAUGAGCAAGUCGAAAUCAGAUGGCCAGAUCAGCGAUAAGGUGGCUCUGGAGGCCAAAGUGAAAGACCUGUUGGGUCUCGCUAAAAGUAAAGAUGUGGAGAUCAUCCACCUCCGCGGUGAGCUCAGAGACAUGAGGGUCCAGCUCGGCUUGGGAGGGAAAAAAGCGACGGCGCAGGAAGGAGCCAUGGAGGAAGAGAAGCCCCAGGUGUCAGCCAUCACAGCGGCCGACGUGGAGUCCACGCUGAUUCUCCUACAGGAGCAGAACCAGGCCAUCAGAGAGGAGCUCAACAUGCUGAAGAGCGAGAACAGGAUGCUUAAAGACCGGCUCAACGCCCUGGGCUUCUCUCUGGAGCAGAGGCUGGACGCUUCAGACAAACUUUUCAACUAUGCCUCCCUGAGCCCGGACCUGGCGGCUGGCAGCGGGCAAAGCGACGGCGGAGGAACGGGCACGCUCACCUCCUCGGUCGAAGGCUCCGCCCCCGGCUCUUUGGAGGAUCUGCUCACAGGGCAUCAGCACGGAGGCUCGGCCGACAACCUCGACAGUGAAUCCAGCGAGGUGUACCAGAGCGUCGUCACCUCCAGCGACGACGCUCUGGACGCCCCCUCUGGAGCCUCAUCGUCAUCGGAGUCUGAGUGCGCGCCCAGCAGGGACCGCUCGCGGAGGGGCAGCAGCGGCAACGCCAGCGAGGUGUCUGUGGCAUGUCUGACGGAGCGAAUCCACCAGAUGGAGGAGAACCAGCACAGCACCGCCGAGGAGCUCCAGGCCACCUUACAGGAGCUGGCCGACCUGCAGCAGAUCACCCAGGAGCUGAACGGAGAGAACGAACGUCUGGGGGAAGAGAAGGUGAUCCUCAUGGACUCUCUGUGUCAGCAGAGCGACAAGCUGGAGCUGUACGGUCGACAGAUUGAAUACCUGCGCUGUCUGCUGGAGGAGCAUCACAUAUCGUACGCGCUCGAGGAGGACAUAAAGAGCGGGCGCUACUUGGAGCUGGAGCAGCGCUACGCGGACCUGACGGAUAACGCCCGCUUUGAGAGAGAGCAGCUGCUGGGGGUUCAACAACACCUGUCCAACACUCUGAAGAUGGCCGAACAGGACAACGCGGAGGCGCAGGAGAUGAUCGGAGCGCUGAAGGAGAGGAAUCACCAGAUGGAGCGCAUAAUGGAGUCUGAGCGGCAGGGCCGGGCGGCCAUGGGGGCCGCACUCGAGGAGUACAAGGCAGCGGUGGGCAGCGAUCAGGCGGAGCUGAACCGCUGCAGGGCCCAGCUGGACCAGGAGAGGCAGAGGGUGGCCGAGCUGUACUCUCUUCACACCGCGGGGGACAAAAACGACAUCUGCCAGCUGCUGGAGGGAGUCCGUCUGGGGAAAGAAGAGGCGGAGGCCAAGGCGGCAAAGUUGCAGGAGGAGCUGGAGCAAGCCCACAGUGAACUCACGCGGCUCCAGGAGACUUUUAGUAAGCUGGACCGGGAAUACAGAGACUUCCAGGGGCAGGUGCAGCAGCAGAUGGGCGAGCAGGCGCAUGCUCUGGAGAAGCAGCGCGACGAUCUGCUGGAGAAAGAGACGGAGGUCGCAGACAUGAAGGAAACCAUCUUUGAGCUGGAGGACGAGGUGGAGCAGCACCGAGCUCUGAAACUCCAUGACAACCUCAUCAUCACAGACCUUGAGAACUCGGUGAAGAAGCUGCAGGACCAGAAGCACGACAUGGAGAGAGAGAUUAAGAUCCUUCACCGCAGACUGAGGGAGGAGUCCAUGGAGUGGCGUCAGUUCCAGGCUGAUCUGCAGACCGCCGUCGUCAUUGCUAACGACAUCAAGUCAGAAGCUCAGGAGGAGAUCGGAGACCUGCGGCGCCGUCUGCAGGAAGCCCUGGAGAAGAACGAGAAGCUGAGCAAGGAGCUGGACGAGGUCAAGACCCGCAAGCAGGACGAGGAGAGAGGCCGCGUGUAUAACUACAUGAACGCAGUGGAGAGGGACCUGGCUGCUCUCCGGCAGGGGAUGGGGCUCAGCAGACGAUCCUCCACCUCUUCAGAACCCUCCCCGACCGUCAAAACACUCAUCAAGAGCUUUGACAGCGCCUCGCAAGGUCCGUCUCCCACUGCAACAAAUGGCGCCUCUGUGGCUCCAACAGCGCCAGCCGCCCCGCUGCCCCGCACCACCCCGCUCAGCCCCAGUCCCCUGAAGACGCCGCCGGCAGCUGCUGUUUCACCCAUCCAGAGACACUCCAUCAGCGGGUCUAUGUCAGCAGCCAAGCCGCUCUCCUCUCUGAGUGACAAGAGGCCGAGCUACACGGACAUCACCAUGCCAGCUGAGCACCUUCUCAGGGGGUCCUCGAGCGGCAGGCCAUCAUCUGCCCUCCAACGGGUCUCCAACAUGGACUCCACCAAGACGAUCUCAGUGUCCCGCCGGAGCAGCGAGGAGAUCAAGAGGGACAUGUCCGCUGCAGACGGGACGUCCUCAACCUCAUUAAUGGCCUUGAGCGCCGCCUCCUCCCCUCUCUCCUUGUCCUCCUCCUCCCCCACAGCUUCCGUCACCCCCACAGCACGCAGUCGCAUAAGAGAAGAGAGGAAGGACCCGCUGUCGGCGCUGGCCAGAGAGUACGGCGGCUCUAAGAGAAAUGCUUUGCUAAAGUGGUGCCAGAAGAAGACUGAGGGUUAUCAGAACAUUGACAUCACAAACUUCAGCAGCAGCUGGAACGAUGGUCUGGCCUUCUGUGCUGUGCUCCACACCUACCUGCCCGCACACAUCCCCUACCAAGAGCUCGGCAGCCAGGACAAGAGGAGAAACUUCACCUUGGCUUUCCAGGCGGCCGAAAGUGUGGGCAUCAAAUGCACUUUGGACUUAAACGAGAUGGUGCACACAGAGAGGCCUGACUGGCAAAGUGUCAUGACUUAUGUCACAGCCAUCUACAAGUACUUUGAGACCUGACUUCAUGGUCUCAGCCGCCCUGCGCCUGCAGCACAAUCAGAGCUACGCCAGCCCUCCUGAGCUCCAGUCAACAGUUAUACCUCACCCUCCCCACACAACAGCAACGCCCGUCUCACACACGCUGCAUGUCGGUCCUCAGCAUGACUCAACACUACAAGCAGACCACAGCCUCACUGGACACAAACACACAGCUACGCUAUCCUCCAUGCAGUGCUGAGGGUGACUUGUGUAGGGCUUGCCUUUUACUGUUGGUAACUAAUGAACCAAGUAGGAACUGACUCUAAGAUCAUCUCUGCCUCCAGGGAUCUUCUGAAGAAGCUGCAAGAAAAAGAAACCAAGUCUCAGUGCCUUCUCCCUGGCUUAUCGUCCAUCACAGUUAACUCAUGUUUAAGGUGUUUUCAGACUUUCAAUGUGCUACUUAGCAAGCAGAGGGAUUCACCGCCAUUUUUCUUCUUCUGGAUAUUUUGUGGAAAUACGCAGCUCCCACAGAGUAUCGAACCAAACAUUAGGGAUGUUGGAAUUCCCCGCCAAGCCUGGAGAUUCAGAUGGACGCAGCCUUGUUUUGCACCAAGUCUUCCACUACGAUACAGAUGCCUCUCUUUUAACGGAUAAAGUGCCUAUGUGAGCAAUUGAUGCAGGAGACCCCGGAUGUUAGCUCCCUCUCCAGGCCUGAUCAUUGCAGAGGCAGAGUGUGUUUUUGUGGGUUUUUUUCACUACAGUUUGUGAAGCUGAAGAUUCAACAAGUUGUUGCCAAAUAUGUUUCAGACGCCUUUUAUAGUGUUGAUGUUGUGGCGAGUUGGUCAUCAGACUGACGCUGCAGACAGCUUCUACAUCCACAUCCUAUAAUGUUUUUAUUCUCCGAACACAGAAAUAUGCUACGCUCCUUAAAACGACUACACAUUCUGUUAAGCAGCAGCACCGCUCGUUAACUAACAUUCCUGUAAUGAGUAUGGAUUUAAACACUAAACGGUAAACUGUGAGCGUGAUGUAAAGGACCAACAGGGUACCCGGUGCACAGCCAACCUGCAUCCUCAGGUGCCGAGCGGUUACACGAUCAUACAAUAAAAACAUAAAUGAAACAUAGCACACUGAACGUGACUUUACUGUCACUUUAUGGUGAGAGAAGAAGUCAUGUUCAGAGUAAAGUGUGUGUGCAUAGAUGAGGCCUGCAGCUGGCGUCCUGCAUGUAGACUUCUUUCAUUGGGCACAUACAGUACACACGCGUCAUCACCUCAGUAUCUGAAUACCAGCUUAACAAAACGUCUACUUGAAGGUAAAUGCUUCUUUCUUUAAAGGUAUAAUUCCACUUAUUUAUGAAAAUGUCUUCCCUUUGUUUUUGAUACCUGAAUGAGAAGAUUGAGGCACCAUCAAUGCUGCAAAUAUGAAGCUAAAACCUGCUAGUUAGCUUAGCCUAGCUUAGCUUAGCAUAAAGACUGGAAACCAGAUGAAACGGCUAGCCUGGCUCUGUCCAAAGUCAACUCGUGCAUUUAUCACAUUCAUUCAUUCAUUCAUUCAUGCUCCUACGAUAUUGUAGCUUAAAUUCACGUAGCAGGCCAGUGGAGGGUGUUGUCCUUCCUCUCAGGCCACACAUCGGUACACACAGCGCUGCAGUGGGCAUCCUGAGCGCAGAGCUACUUUAGACAUCACCACCUUUAACAAUGUGAAGAACUCAGUGAAACGUGGAGUCGUUUGUUCGUCCCUGAUACCUCCACGUCCUUCUGACUUUAUUAAUAAAGCUUGCUGUUUAAACUGUUAUAUCUGAGUUGUGCUAAUAAUCUCUAAUAAGCUUUAGAGAUGUUGGUGUGAAGAUGGAGCCUGACACCUAUUCUCCUCUGUGCUCCAAGUUUUAAUGCUAAGCUAAGCUAAUCUCCUGCUAGCUGUAACUUUAUAUCUAACGUACAGAAAUCUUGUCGUUAACGCUCGGCACGACGGUGGUAAAAAUAAUUCUCAAAAUUUCUGAGCUGUGUCUGUAACGUCAACGAUUGUUGCCGAACUCUUAAUCUCGCUCGUUGACCAAAUAACCUUAACGAUUAAUCGGACGAUUCGAUUGUGCCCGUGAUUUAUUUAGGUGCGAUUGCUCUAAUUGUUUCAGACAAGAUGUUUUUUUGACAUUAGAAGUAUCACAAACUGUUACCAUGACGAUUGUUUUUUUGUGUUGCGUCGUGUUAAAUUUGUCAAACUUCAUUUGGCGACUUUAUAGCUGAAGGUGAGCCUUUACGUCCCCCAGAUUAAGCAUCAAAACAAAUGGUUAAUAACACACUUUGAUGUAGUCGUAGCUUAUAAGGACGCCAGUGCAGAAGUUGUCAGCAGGCGUUACACGUCAUUUCAUGUGCUUUAAACAGUACAAUAUGCUUUAACACAUUUAUCGAACGCUUACAAAUUCUGUUCUGAGAUUCUUAAUUCGGGGGACUUUGAAGGAAGUGUUUCCGUGAAGUGCUAUCUGACUGCUGUCGUGUUUAUUGUGCCUCAACAUACCAAGUUCACUGUAUUUAUUUGCCUAGUUUCUAAUCAUAGAAGUGAGGUCAUUGCUUUAUUUGUGUGUCUGAAUCGAUUACACAGACGUUAGUAGCUGUUCUGAGAAACGCCUUUUGGAUAUCACACUCAUUUCCUGCCUUAGCGGUGUAGCCUGAGCUUCUGGGAGUGGAACUGUGACACUAAAGUGAGGUUCUUGAUUGGGCCCUCCGGAGAAUGAUGGUCACACAACCGGUUUUGGGGGGGAAGCUGGAUGAAUUCAGCCAGGGUUGCGGUUAAAGUGACCAAACGCUGUUUUGACCUGGGUCAGAUGAAGUUACCGGACUGUAUACACGGCUACAUCAGACGAAGGUUUAAGUGAAGAUUUAGAAGCACAUCCUGCUGGUGCUGUUUGCCGAAGCCACAUCAGCCCAACGUGUACAACUGCAGAGACAUUCAGUGAAUGAAAGUUAGCACAAGAGCCUGCAACAAUGACAUUUUUUUAUUUUGUUCAUGGAGAGAGUGUGAGUGAAUUUAAACACAUUGGAAGGUAUUAGCGCUCUGUAGAUAGCAGUGUGUGGUGCCGUGAUGCUGAGGAUGAUUAUCAGCCAACUGUUUGAUUGUGUUCUGCUUGGUUUGGCCGCUGGCCCCCUUUGAUUAAUGGCUCCUGACGGGAACGUGAGAACUUCAGAAAGAUUUGAAUCUUCUCCAUCCUGAAAGUGAAAUGUGUUUGAUCACGCUUUAGUGAUCCUUGAACGUUAUGAGCUCCAACUUUACCGAUGUCGAGCGAUUUAUGGACACUUGAGGUCGGACUGCUGAGGCCAGACGGCCGCCGACCGCUCGGCAGCACAUUCCACUGUUACACUGUUUGAGACCUGAGAUGAUGCUCUUUACCACAACAAGCAAAGCAAAUGUGAAAAGUGCAUUGAAUCUUCCUUUGGUCCACUUCAUAAUGCUACUUUAUUUGUUUACUUGAAAAUGCUCUGAGAAUUUCACUGAACGUAUUUUGUUUCCAUGUUGCCUUUUUCACCCAAUUGCCACGUUUUGGAUGUGGAAAAUGUCUUUUUGUUUUCUUUACACUACAUGCAGUGCUGAAAUGAUCCCUGCGUGGGCCAAGUUAAAGCUGAAUGAUAAAAUCUGUUUGGUGAGCGUGUAUGCCUCUUUGUUUGUCUAAAAGGGACUAAGCUACAGUAUUAAGUUCACACUAUCAUAAUCAGUUGUAAAAAAAAAAAAAGCUGUCUGAAUUUUAUGUUACUUUAUUUUAUCUGGCAGAAGUAUUAAAAGACCAUUAAAACA
This is a messenger RNA of Labrus mixtus (cuckoo wrasse), 7294 nucleotides long. It is a transcript of the gene specc1la, whose product is annotated as sperm antigen with calponin homology and coiled-coil domains 1-like a. Gene Ontology annotation, molecular function: protein binding. The record is from RefSeq and is a predicted model, not a curated record. Lineage: Eukaryota; Metazoa; Chordata; Actinopteri; Labriformes; Labridae. Bases 191 to 3547 code for a protein of 1118 amino acids. Gene Ontology annotation, cellular component: microtubule organizing center; filamentous actin. The transcript has 16 exons. Gene Ontology annotation, biological process: actin cytoskeleton organization.